This is a messenger RNA of Daphnia pulicaria, 1081 nucleotides long. RefSeq lists its product as uncharacterized. The record is from RefSeq and is a predicted model, not a curated record. NCBI's taxonomy places the organism in Eukaryota, Metazoa, Arthropoda, Branchiopoda, Diplostraca, Daphniidae. The transcript has 6 exons. Bases 47 to 1081 code for a protein of 344 amino acids.
UUUUGGCAGUUUGUUGCGUCCUCGGCAUGAGAAUUUUACAAAAGAAAUGUCGUUAUCGACAGUAAAAAAGAAAAAGCGUGGUGCACAUUGUUUCAUUUGUGGAUCAACUGAAGAUGAUGAAAACCAUAGAUUUGGAACUUUUGAAGUUAACACGAAGAGGCUUUCAGAGUGGGAAAAAUUGAUUCCUAAACCUGGAUUGAAGGUUCGCUCAGCUAUCUGUGGUCGGCAUUUUGAUGCCUAUGACAUUAUUAAAGGGAAAGAAAUUGGAGGAAUUUUCCAGCCGUUCAAGCAUUGGAAACUCAAAGACCACUCUACACCAAAGCACUUUCUAUGUGAACCUGUUGAUCCUCUUGCUGAAUCUCGCAAUUGUUCCCAAGCUAAGAAAGGUGGGCCCAAGAUACGUAACCCAUUUGCUGAUUGCAACAAUGAAAAUCGUAAAGCUCUUGCUUCCAAAUCUUUUAGUAUUGGUGGGACCUCUAAACGGAUUCCAUUAUCUGAUUGUAGCACUGAUGGAAAUCGACAGCCUCUCAUUUCCAAAGCUUCAAACAAUGGUACACUCAUCAAUUUAGCUAGUCCCCGAGAACACUUUGAGAUGAUUGAUAGCAUUAAUCCAAUGGACCCAAAUGUGACUGUUGUCAAUAAUUUGUCGGGGGCAGCUCAAGGUGAGGGCAGUGUCACACUUCAUGACCCUGGAGCCAACGACGUUCCGGCCCUCUCUGAAAGGCUAGCUUCGACUGAAUCUGAAGCAACAGAAGCUGGUUUUUCUACUAUGGAUCAUGAGCCCAGUGACCAAGACGAGGGUAAUCCUGCAGUACGUGACCAUGGAGCCAACGAUCUUCCGACCCUCUCUGAAACGCUAGCUCCAACUGAAUCUGAAGCAACAGAUGCUUGUUUUUCUUCAACGGAUAAUGAGCCAAGCGACCAAGACGAGGGCAAUCCUGCAGUACGUAACCAUGGAACCAACGAUCAUCGGGCCCCCUCUGAAAGGUUAGCUUCGACUGAAUCUGAAGCAACAGAAGCUGGUUUUUCUUCAAUGGAUCAUGAGCCAACACUUAAUUCUGGUGUAAGAGUUGGCCUAUGA